Messenger RNA from Zea mays, 507 nucleotides. Its product is annotated as protein CTR9 homolog. The record is from RefSeq and is a predicted model, not a curated record. NCBI's taxonomy places the organism in Eukaryota, Viridiplantae, Streptophyta, Magnoliopsida, Poales, Poaceae. Gene Ontology annotation, biological process: transcription elongation by RNA polymerase II; regulation of DNA-templated transcription. The transcript is spliced from 6 exons. Bases 1 to 507 code for a protein of 168 amino acids. Gene Ontology annotation, cellular component: Cdc73/Paf1 complex. Gene Ontology annotation, molecular function: RNA polymerase II complex binding.
AUGUCCAAGGCGACUGGAACUGCUGUCAACUGGGUGCAAAUGGUUGGGAUGGAGGAUUGGAGCUUUCAGUAUGCUCAUAUGUCAAUUGUUCCUGUAGGUCAACUCUGUAUUGCCAAGGGUGAGUUGCAAAUGGCGUCUGACUCGUUCAAGAUUGUGUUGGAUGAAGAUGAGAACAAUUUUCCAGCUCUACUUGGUCAGGCCUCUGUUUACUUUUUGAUGGGCGAAGCAGAGCAGCAGCACAAAAAAUCAUUGGAGCAUUACAGGAACUCAUUAGAUCUCUACAAGAAAGCUCUUCGGGUCUAUUGCAAUUGUCCUGCUGCUGUAAGGCUUGGUAUAGCUUUUUGCCGAUACAAACUUGGACAAGUGGAAAAAGCUCGUCAAGCUUUUCAGCGAGUUUUAGAGUUGGACCCUCAGAAUGUUGAUGCACCGGGCGUGAGCAGCAGAUACGGACGAUCUAGAUUGGCUGAAGGCAGAACCAGGGGAGGCAGCCUACCCCUUAUAAAAUGA